This is a messenger RNA of Euleptes europaea (tarantolino), 2369 nucleotides long. It is a transcript of the gene TFRC, whose product is annotated as transferrin receptor. NCBI's taxonomy places the organism in Eukaryota, Metazoa, Chordata, Lepidosauria, Squamata, Sphaerodactylidae. Gene Ontology annotation, biological process: iron ion transport; intracellular iron ion homeostasis. The transcript is spliced from 18 exons. Bases 17 to 2347 code for a protein of 776 amino acids. The record is from RefSeq and is a predicted model, not a curated record. Gene Ontology annotation, cellular component: external side of plasma membrane.
GAGUUGUCCUCAAACGAUGAAUCAUGCCAGGAAAGCAAUAUAUAACUUGUUUGGAGGGGAGCCCCUCUCGUACACCCGGUUCAGUCUGGCUCGGCAGCCAGAUGGAGACAACAGUCAUGUGGAGAUGAAGCUUUCUGCUGAAGAUGAGGAAGGAGGCGAAAACGGAGUCAUCGACCAUGUUCAUACCCAUUCAGUAAAGCCAAGGAAUACUAAUCGAAACCUCUGCUGCGUGUGCUCUACAGUAGCUCUUGUUUUUCUUAUCGGGUUUCUGAUUGGCUUCCUGAGCUUCCGUACACGGAUGCCAGCACCGAAAGAAUGUGAGAAUGGGCUCGAACCAUGUAAGGAUGCCCAGUGUGCGCCUGUGAAAGAACCUGUUUAUCUUCCGCCGCAAGAGCCGGAACCUGAGACUGUGCUAUACUGGGGUGACCUCCAGAAGAAAUUAUCGGAGAAGCUUGUCGGUAUAAGCUUCCAAGCUAAAAUCAGGAGGGUCUCUGCUUCUUUUCAUGAGGCCGGCACAGCUGGAGACGAGGAUUUGGUCAACUACGUUCACAGCGAGUUUAGCAGCUACAAGCUGGACAAAGUCUGGAACGACGAGCACUUUGUGAGGCUGCAGGUCCCUGGAAGCUCUCCAAAUGUCAUCUCGAUGGAAAUCACCGGUGGGAGUAAAGAAGCUCUUGACGCAUCAAAGGCUUAUGUGGCAUACAGUGGAAAUGGGAACGUUGUUGGCAAACCAGUUUAUGCCAAUUUUGGCCGCAAUGAAGAUUUCGUCACCCUGAUGGGGAAAAAGAUUAACAUGAAUGGGACUGUGGUCAUCGUCAGAGCUGGACAGAUUACUUUUGCUGAGAAGGUGGCCAAUGCGCAGAAGCAAGGUGCUGUUGGAGUCUUGAUAUUCCCUUCCCUAGCUGACUACAGCGGUCUUGGAGAGGAUGUGGCACAGUUUGGGCAUGCUCACCUUGGGACGGGUGACCCUUUCACCCCAGGGUUUCCUUCUUUCAACCAUACCCAGUUUCCGCCAGCUCAAUCUUCAGGGCUGCCACGCAUUCCUGUGCAGACCAUCUCUAAUUCUGCGGCAACUAAACUGUUCAGACGCAUGAAUGGGCUGAUCUGUCCGGGGGAGUGGAGCGGCACGCUCAAGGCUCUUUGCAAGCUGAAUUCAGGAGAUCCUGCUGGAGUCAACGUGAGCCUCCAAGUCAACAACGCACUUGUAGAGAAGAGAAUCCUGAAUGUCUUUGGAGUGCUCAAAGGUUUUGAGGAACCAGAUCGGUAUGUUGUGCUUGGAGCCCAGCGUGAUUCCUGGGGGCCUGGAGCCGUGAAGGCUGGGGUGGGAACUGCCAUUUUACUGGAGCUUGCCCGUAUAGUCUCAGAGCUAGUGAGAAAUGAGGGCUAUAAACCUCGGCGAAGCCUUGUGUUUGCCAGCUGGAGCGCCGGUGACUUCGGAGCUGUCGGUGCCACGGAAUGGCUGGAGGGUUAUGCUGCCAUGCUGCACCUGAAAGCUUUUGCGUACAUCAACUUGGAUUCAGCAGUGACAGGUUCACGUGACUUCCAGUUCUCUGCCAGCCCCAUGUUGAAACAGCUCCUCAACGAUGCAGUCACUAACGUGAGUAGCAUCACCAUAACUGACGCAUCCACAAAACCAAGAGCUCAGGUUCCCUUUCGCAUGGACAACCCAGCCUUUCCCUUCCUGGCGUAUUCGGGAAUCCCAUCCGUUUCGUUCCGCUUCACUGAUACGGGUAGAAGGGAGUAUCCCUACCUCGGCACAACAGAGGACACACUGGACAAUCUAAUGAGCUACUUCGGCUCGGGGGACCAGCUGGACACCACGGUCCGUGCCGCUGCCGAGAUCGCUGGCCGUAUGGCGGUCAGGAUGACACACGACCAUGAAUUAUACCUGGACUUCAAUAGUUACGAUGACAGGCUGCUCGAUUUUGUACACAAGCUAAUAUCAUACAGCAAGGAUUUACAGAAGUUGGGAUUGAGCCUUCGAUGGCUCUUAGUGGCUCGUGGGGACUUUAGUCGUGCUACAAGCGCCCUGAGGAAUGCCGUCCGAAACACUGACAUGACAAACAAGGUCGCCUGUCGUGCUUUGAAUGACCGGAUCAUGAAAGUGGAGUUCCACUUCCUUUCCCCGUACGUCUCUCCAAAGGACACGCCUCUUCGGCACAUUUUCUUUGGCUCCGGCUCCUACACUCUUCAGGCUCUGCAAAACCACCUGAGCCUCCUGAAGACCAACGACAGUGCCUUUGACGAAGACCUGUUGAGGAACCAGCUUGCUCUGGCGACUUGGACAAUCCAGGGGGCGGCCAACGCGCUCACGGGUGACAUCUGGGACAUAGACAAUGACUUUUGAGAACGACAAGCGCUUAAUUCUG